CAAACAUCAUCCACUGUCAACUUCGCCGCCUCCUUUCGCUCAUUCACGUCAUUCUCUUGCUGUUUCCUUGCGUGCUUUGUUACGUUCAUUCAAAGAAUAGUGCUUCUUCUGCCGUACCAUAAUAAAGCCUCCCUCCCACCAUGUCAAAUAAGAAGAUCGAGCAAUGGGAAAUUGAACGGUACUGGGAGAUCUUCGCAUCGCUUGCAGGCGGCCAGUCGCGCCUAAACAACUCCCAAGCCGCCUCCGUGCUGAGGAACAGCCGGCUCCGCGAUGACCAACUCGAGAAGGUCUGGGACUUGGCAGAUGUAGACGGAGAUGGAGAGCUGGACUUUGAGGAGUUCUGCGUUGCUAUGCGAUUGGUCUUUGAUUUAGUGAACGGGGAAUUACAAAGCGUGCCUCACGUUCUACCCGACUGGCUCGUUCCCGAAUCCAAGGCCCAUCUAGUCCAAGCAACACGAGCACUCAGCGACCGUCCGGAACAGUUUGAACGGAUAGAGGAUGAAGACGACACCCCGGGCCUCAAGGAUGGAUUCGAAUGGUAUAUGAACCCAGCCGACAAGUCUAAAUACGAGGAGAUCUAUCUGGCGAACAAGAAUCACCGCGGGGAAGUCACAUUCGAAUCACUGCAGGGUCUGUAUGACUCCCUAGACGUGCCGGACACCGACAUCCGCUCUGCAUGGAACCUCGUCAACCCCUCCGCCUCCCCCUCCAUCAACAAAGAUGCCACCCUUGCAUUCCUGCACAUCCUGAACUACCGCCACGAGGGCUUCCGCAUCCCGCGCACCAUCCCCGCCUCGCUGCGCGCCUCCUUCGAGAACAACAAGAUCGACUACCAGCUGGACAAUGCGCGGCCCGCCCAGAAAUGGGGUGCCAACGGCGACACCGAGACCGCGACCGGCCGAAAGGCCAAGUUCGGCGACACCUACCUGAGCCGCCUCGGCGCCGGCGGCAAGACCUCCUACACGCCUAAGGGCACGGACUUCAGCGACACCAUCCAGGACGAGGAGUGGGAGAAGGUGCGGCUGCGGCGCGAGCUGGCCGAGUUGGAGGCCAAGCUGGACGCGGCGCGCAAGGCGUCGGAAGGGCGCCGCGAUCGCCCCCGCAACGACGGCCGGCCCAACUGGGUGCUCAUCAAGAAGGAGGCUCACCAGUUACUGGAGUUCAAGGAGCGGGAACUGCGCGAGCUCCGCGAAGGGCUUGGUCGCUCCAAGGCCGGCCAGGACAUUGAGCGGUUGCGGGAGGACGUCAACGCCGUGGGCGAGCAGGUAGAGGGGUUGAAGAAGCACCUGGCACAGCGCAAGGAAGUGCUCGCCGACUUACGGCAGCAGAUCGACGAGCAGAAAAUGUCCCGGUAGUGUGUGUCUGGAGAUCUUACGCUGCGAAUCUCUCGUUCUUUGAAUAUAAUCCCUGUCUAUUCACCCCUUCAAUGUGCUCGUAUUGUUGACGGAGCUUUGUCGUGUCCCCCUCUUGCACUUUUGACUCUCAUCAUCAUCACGCUGUAUAGCCGACUCUUUCUUUCUACUUACUUCAUUUCUUAUAUCUUUGGGCAAGGAGCUCCAGGCGCUUAAAUGGAUGUUUUGAUAAUUAUGAUGCUCUCGCUUUUUUAUUUUCCUCGGCUUUUGGAACUCCCGCCCACCAACUCAACCAGGGCUGACAAGGCCUCUAUCUCUGGGCUGGUCAUAUAGUCUAGAUAUGCCAUUAUCCUUUGAUCAGAAUGCCG
Messenger RNA from Aspergillus saccharolyticus JOP 1030-1, 1720 nucleotides. RefSeq names its product cytoskeletal adaptor protein SagA (gene end3). The record is from RefSeq and is a predicted model, not a curated record. Bases 141 to 1355 code for a protein of 404 amino acids. NCBI's taxonomy places the organism in Eukaryota, Fungi, Ascomycota, Eurotiomycetes, Eurotiales, Aspergillaceae. Gene Ontology annotation, molecular function: protein binding; calcium ion binding. The transcript is spliced from 3 exons. Gene Ontology annotation, biological process: endocytosis; endosomal transport; actin cortical patch assembly. Gene Ontology annotation, cellular component: mating projection tip; actin cortical patch; plasma membrane.